Molecule: messenger RNA, 4950 nt
Organism: Neoarius graeffei (lesser salmon catfish)
Lineage: Eukaryota; Metazoa; Chordata; Actinopteri; Siluriformes; Ariidae
Product: ephrin type-B receptor 3-like
Exons: 16
Coding region: 884-3829 (981 amino acids)
Biological process (GO): cell surface receptor protein tyrosine kinase signaling pathway; protein phosphorylation; axon guidance
Cellular component (GO): neuron projection; plasma membrane
Molecular function (GO): protein binding; ATP binding; transmembrane-ephrin receptor activity
Source: RefSeq, a predicted model, not a curated record
ACACACACACACACUAUUCUCAGUCUGGCUCGCGCUCGAUUCAGUUCAGUCAGACGAGCGCGCGCAGUGGAGAGAGAGAGUGCGAGCGAGAGAGAGAGAGAGAGAGAGAGAGAGCGCGCGAGCACCGCAUCACACCGCACCGCACCGCACCGCUCACGCGCUCAGGGAAUUCUUCUUCCUUGCUGAACCCGGAGCGGCUGCGCGUGAGCGUGUCUGUGAGACUUGUGCAAUGAUGUGUGUGCAUGCGCGUGCGCGCGUCUCUACCAAGAGUGAGUGUGUAUGUGAGCUCGAGCCCUUAUUCCGAUCCUGACCCAGUCGCGCGCACUCACUCCCUCACACACACACGCGCACCGGACCUCAGGAGCGGCGCGCUGAGACACGGAGAUAACUUGCGCGCGCGCGCGCACACACACAGAGGGUCUCAGAUUUUCCGUGAGCCGCGGAGACGGGGCAGAGCGCGCGCCACAGGAGCGGUGGAGAAAGCGGACCCUGGAUGAGUUCCUCGCGCGCGAGCGCUCCGGGAAUGUUAUUGGAUUGAAUGAGGAGUGCUUUGAGGAAAAUCCCAGCCAGCGCGCGCGCACAGGAGUCGAAAGCGGUGUUGCGGCGUUAUUCCCAGGUUUCCAGGCUGAUUGGGAAUGAAGAGAAGAGCGCUCGCGCUGCUUUCUUGAUGAACUCGAACACACUGUAACUCCUGAGAACUCCGUCUCACUCCCUGCGCACGCGCCCGCUGGAUUACAGGAUCAUUCCAUAUUUGCCUUAUUAGACUUUUUUUUUUUUUUUUGCCCCGGUGGUUUAUGGAGGUUUUGUCCCGGGUUAAAGCUGCACGACUGUAAACUCGGCUCAGUUCGGCUGUUCCCCCGCUGCUCUUCUCUGCGCUUCAUAAAUGGAUUAUUGGCUGAUUUUGUGCGGCUUUUUGCUGCGCGUGACUUCCGCUGUGGAAGAAACGUUAAUGGACACCAAAUGGGCCACAACAGAGCUGGCAUGGACCUCACAUCCUGAGACAGGGUGGGAGGAAGUGAGCGGCUACGAUGACGCCAUGAACCCGAUCAGGACUUACCAGGUGUGUAAUGUCCGUGAACUGAACCAGAACAAUUGGCUGCGUAGUGACUUUAUCCCGCGGAAGGACGUGCUGCGCGUAUAUGUGGAGCUGAAGUUCACUGUGCGGGACUGUAACAGCAUUCCCAACAUUCCCGGCUCCUGCAAAGAGACUUUUAACCUCUUCUACUAUGAGUCUGAUUCUGACUCAGCCACGUCCACCAGCCCCUUCUGGAUGGAGAACCCGUAUGUCAAAGUGGACACCAUUGCUCCAGAUGAGAGCUUCUCCGCACUGGAGUCUGGACGUGUCAACACCAAGAUCCGCAGCUUUGGUCCGCUCUCCAAGAACGGAUUCUAUUUGGCGUUCCAGGACCUGGGAGCCUGCAUGUCUCUCAUUUCCGUACGGGUGUUUUAUAAAAAGUGUUCCACCACCAUUGCCAACUUCGCUGUGUUCCCUGAGACAGCAACAGGAGCCGAGGCCACGUCUUUGGUGAUUGCCCCAGGGACGUGCGUCCCCAACGCUGUGGAGCUGUCCGUCCCCCUGAAGCUCUACUGUAACGGAGACGGGGAGUGGAUGGUUCCUGUCGGUUCCUGUACCUGCAUGUCUGGAUUUGAACCUGCCACUAAAGAAACACAGUGCCAAGCAUGCAGUCCUGGUCUGUUUAAGUGGAAGCAGGGUGAAGGGCCGUGUACCCCGUGUCCUCCAAACAGUCGCUCCAUUUCUGGUGCCACAUCCAUCUGCAUCUGCAGGAACGGAUUCUACCGAGCUGACAGUGACACCCCUGACACAGCCUGCACCAGUGUGCCAUCUGCUCCCCGUAAUGUGAUCUCAAAUGUGAAUGAGACAUCUCUGGUGUUGGAGUGGAGCGAGCCGAAGGACCUGGGCGGCCGUGAUGAUCUCCUCUACAACGUCAUCUGUAAGAAGUGUGUGACAGAGCGUGGAGCGUGUACACGCUGUGAUGAUAACGUGGAUGUGUCGCCGCGACACCUGGGACUGACGGAGCGGCGCGUGGCCAUCAGAAACCUGCAGGCACACACACAGUACAGCUUCGAGAUCCAGGCAGUCAACGGCGUGUCCAAUAAGAGCCCACAUCCACCACAGUCCACCUCCGUCAACAUCACCACCAAUCAAGCUGCUCCGUCUGCAGUUCCCACAGUGCAUCUAAUGGGGGCGUCGGCAGGCACCAUGAGCCUCUCAUGGCUUCCACCAGAAAAGCCAAAUGGAAUCAUUUUGGAUUAUGAAAUUAAGUAUCAUGAGAAGGAUCAAGGAGAGGCAAUCGCACACACUAUGACGGCACAGCGCAGCUCAGCACGGAUCGAGGGGCUAAAGGCAGCGACGGCAUAUGUGGUGCAGGUCCGAGCCAGGACAGUGGCUGGAUAUGGUCGCUAUAGCAACCCAAUGCACUUCAGCACCAACCACCAAGAGGAUCCAGGGAAGUCUCUGCAGGAAAAGCUUCCUCUGAUUGUGGGUUCUGCGACAGCCGGUCUGGUCUUCAUCAUUGCCGUGGUUGCCAUCUCCAUCGUCUGCUUCAAGAAACAGAGAAACGGCUCAGAGUCUGAGUACACCGAGAAACUGCAGCAAUACAAAUCCCCAAUAGUGAGCGCUGGGGCAAAGGUAUACAUUGACCCCUUCACCUACGAGGACCCGAACGAGGCUGUGCGUGAGUUCGCUAAAGAGAUCGAUGUCUCCUGUGUGAAGAUCGAGGAGGUCAUCGGCGCAGGGGAAUUUGGUGAAGUUUGUAGGGGUCGUCUGAAGCUCCCUGGGCGGAGGGAGAUCAUUGUGGCCAUUAAGACGCUGAAGGUGGGCUACACGGACCGGCAGAGACGGGACUUCCUGAGUGAGGCGAGCAUCAUGGGACAGUUUGACCAUCCCAACAUUAUUCGGCUGGAGGGCGUGGUCACCAAGAGCCGGCCUGUCAUGAUCCUCACCGAGUUCAUGGAAAACGGAGCGCUCGACUCAUUUCUACGGCUGAAUGAUGGUCAGUUUACGGUGAUCCAGCUGGUUGGAAUGCUGCGUGGAAUAGCAAGCGGGAUGAAGUACCUGUGUGACAUGAAUUACGUACACCGUGACCUUGCUGCCCGGAACAUCCUCGUCAACAGCAACCUGGUGUGUAAAGUGUCUGACUUUGGCCUGUCCCGCUUCCUGGAAGACGACCCCAAUGACCCUACCUACACCAGCUCUCUGGGAGGUAAAAUUCCAAUUCGCUGGACAGCUCCGGAAGCGAUCGCGUACAGGAAGUUCACUUCAGCGAGCGAUGUGUGGAGCUACGGAAUUGUCAUGUGGGAAGUGAUGUCAUAUGGCGAGCGGCCAUAUUGGGACAUGAGCAACCAGGACGUAAUUAACGCAGUGGAACAGGAUUAUCGCCUGCCCCCGCCCAUGGACUGUCCCACGGCUCUGCACCAGUUAAUGCUGGACUGCUGGGUUAAAGAGAGGAAUCUCCGACCCAAAUUCUCCCAGAUCGUCAACACGCUCGACAAAUUAAUCCGUAAUGCCGCCAGUCUCAAAGUGGUAGCCAACACGCCAUGUGGAGCAUCUCAGCCCCUGCUGGACCGCAGUGUUCCUGAUUACUCCACCUUCACCACAGUGAGCGAUUGGCUGGACGCCAUCAAAAUGAGCCGCUAUAGAGAUAACUUCCUGAACGCCGGAUUCGCCUCCUUCGACCUUGUCGCCCAGAUGACAUCAGAGGAUCUGUUGAGGAUAGGUGUGACACUCGCUGGACACCAGAAGAAGAUCCUCAGCAGCAUUCAGGACAUGAGACUGCAGAUGAACCAAACGCUACCUGUGCAGGUGUGAGGCAGGAAAAACAGGGCGGGGCUAAAUCCAGAGCUUACCAAUGAGAGCACAGAAACACCUGGCUGCCUGACCAAUCAGAACAGAAAGAGCUCGCCGUGCCUCAUGACUGUCCCUGUGUCUGAAACCCUGCCCUACUCCCUAUUCCCUCAACACGCCACGGUGCAUUAUGGGUAAUCUACCUUCCUUCCUUCCUUCGGACACUCACCUCUCCCAGUGCAUUGUGGGAUUUCCUGAGUACACAAGAUGAUCUUUGCUACGCCCUCAAAACAGGACUACAGAGUAGCUCACUCCCCAAAUAGUGCCCUAUGUAGUGAAUAGGGUGUGAUUUCGGACGUACACUUUCUCUACUUUUACAAUUAUUUUAUAGUUUAUUUGUUUUUAUUUUUUAACAAAACUCCAGUCUGCAUGUGUGAUUUUAAUUUGUUUUACAAUACAGUCAGGUGGGACACGCCCCCUUUUUUCUGAGCCGUGUCACUUUUUGUGCGUGAUGGACACUAAAGAUGGAGGCAAUGAAGAAAUAAAUGAACUCCAGUCGCUCUGAACUCUGAAUAGACGAGGAGAAAAAAAUCCUUCCAUCCAUCUAGUCAUAGGACAUGUUUUACUGUGUGUGUGUGUGUGUGUGUGUGUAUUCAUCUUCAUAUUGAAGGUGCUUUAUCGGGAGAGACAACACACGGCCCGGAGGCCACAGAACUUUUUUUGGAAUACUGUUUAUAUUAAUUUCACUUCCUGUUCUAACUUCCUGUGCCUCCUUUUUAGGAUCGUACCAAUGUAUUCACUAAAUUACCCAGAAUGCAUUUCUAUAUUUAGAGGCUAAACUAAGAACAGAAUUGAAACACUGAUUAGACUUCUACACUAUUUGAUUUUUCAAAAUGGCCGCCAUCAUGGUGCUUAGGAUAAUGAAAACACACUCUGAGGCGUGGCCUUGUCUGUAACCUGUGUGUGUGUGUGUGUGAGAAGGAGAGAGAGAGUGAGUGUGUUUUAGUAAAUAAAUAUGCACAUGAAUACUGUACAUUACUGCUUUAGCUCCACAGUUGGCGAAUAAAACCCGCAUGUGACGAAAAGCAAUUAUAUUUCAAUUAGCUGUAACCCAUGGACAAUUAAUAAUGACAUUUUUUCAAAAA